UGGUGCAUUCCACGCCCUUGUGCACCCCCAUUAAAGGGGCAUUGCAUCGCAACCUCAAACUUUGUCAGACCCCUUUGUGCAGUGCUGCGGCCUUUCCCCUCUCCCCCACGGACUGUAGCAGACUGACAACUGACUUUUCAUUAUUUCUAAAUUAAUGGAUGUAGCUAAAUACUUUUUUGUUUGUUUGUUUGGAUGGGAGUUUUAGGACAGAAGGAAAUUAGAACCCAAUGACUGAAGUACUAGAUUGGGCCAAAAUGUUCAGCUGGACAAAUUUCCUUUCUCUGGCAGAUACCAGUAAUUCAUGAUUAGGAAAGGAGUAGAAGGACAAAACAAUUGUACUGAUCCUUCCCCUGUUAUCUUCUCUUGGAAAUUACAGAUUUAUCCUGCAAACUGUGGUUUUCCUAAGCAGUAGGUCGUCUCCUCAUUUAUUUGGUGCUGUUGUUUACAAGUCCUGAAGAUUCUCCCCCACGUACACACACUGUAAAUUUGUCUUUCUCUUUUUCAAACCCACAUGGGCUUCAGUGUCUGCAUCAUCCUGUGGCAAUGACUUCUGCCACAGUGUGGAAGGAGUGCUUUGUCUCACUUGAUUUUUAAAUUUGUGACCUGAUGGUUCUCCCUGUUGCCUCCUGUUUCUUGUACCAUGAGAAAUAACAAAUGGUCUUUCCGAUUUCACUGUCUUUGUACUGAAGCCUUUCCAAUGUUGAAUAAAGAGAAUAAUUGUUUACUCCGGAUGUCCUCCUUAACCCUAUUGUUGAAAGACAGUAAAAUAUUGACAGCUCUCACACAUGUCAACUUCUACCAAAAGACUUCUGCUUAUCCCUAUGUCAGUUUACACAGUUGUUGCCUCAGAAUCUCCAUGUGGUCUCCUUCUCUUCCAUCCUAUUGCCUGGCACACUGUUGUUUAUUUGCAUUUGACUUUUUUUUUUUUUUCAUUUAUAAAGUAGGGGUUUUACGCUUGCUUUAACUGAAUCCCCAUUUCUGUCUUUUUUUCCAAUCUCACUGAGAACAUAUGAUUUACUCCCAUGAGGAGCCUAGAAAUGUCAGGAGGUGACAUCUGUAGCAAUUGCUACAGGUACUUCCCUUUCCACCAAUGGCUGCAGCUAAGGAUGGCCAAUGGAUUUCCAGGUAUGCAGAAGAACUGGCUACUACAAGGGUCCUCAAGCACAGCUCUGAGUCUGCUAAUGGAAAAUGUGGUGAAAACCUAGCAUGGGCAUCCUAUGACCAGUCAGGAAAGGAUGUGGCUGACAGAUGGUACAGUGAAAUAAAAAAUUACAGCUUUCAAAACCCAGGGUUUUCUUCUGGGACAGGUCACUUCACAGCAAUGGUUUGGAAGAAUACAAAAAAGAUGGGAGUUGGAAAAGCAUCUGCUAGUGAUGGCUCAACGUUUGUGGUGGCUAGAUAUGAUCCAGCUGGAAAUGUAGUAAAUCCAGGCUAUUAUGAAGAAAAUGUCCUUCCUCCAAGAAAGUAACUUUUUUUUUUAAGGUCAUCUUAUUGCUUAACGACAAGUGAACCUGGAUUUGGACCUAACAGUGUUUGAAAUGAAGCACUAUUCAAUGAAAUUUCCUGUUUGAUACUGCUGUUCACUUCUCAUUACAGAGAAAGCAAUUACAUGUUGCUUGAGUCAAUGUGCACAUUAAGUCCCUAUUGCUUCUGAGGAGGCCUCAGUUUAUUUGAUGAUGAAGUAUAUGCAGCAUUUCUGAAGGGUAAAAUUUAUGGUGGUUUUUUUUUUUUAAUAGUUUGCAUGAACUCCAUGUCAGCAUGUGAGUAGGCACAUGUUGGAUGUCUUUAUUUUUUUUAAACAAGAAAUUUAUAGCCUUCUGUAUACUGAAGAUACCAGCUUGUAAUUAUAUGAUUACUCUCAAUAUUUAUGAAUUAUAUGAAUACUCUCAGUUUUCCAGUAUUUUUUAAUAACUGUAACUUCUUUCCUCUGUCUUUACCUCCUGCUACUAUGGGACCUUUUCUCUGCAGGUGGAACAUAUGCAGACUUCCUGUAUGAAAGGUAUACGUGUAAAAUGUAGUGGCAUUCAGACCUGUGUGUUUUGAUUAAGAGGAUCUCACAGAACACUAAAAGGUUGCUGAGAAAUUUUAUCCGUCAAGCAAACCAUAAUUAAUGCAUGAACUGAAAUCGACCAAAAUUGUUUAAAUCCCAUUUUAGGUGCUAAUAUAUAAAAUAUGUUUAAGAUGAGUGUACUUCAGAUUCAAAGUCCACCUUACAGUUUACAGUAUGUACCUUGUCUUAUAAUCAAAUUGUUUACUUCUGUUACAGAAAAGUAAGAUUCUACUUUUUGAUAUUUACACCAAAAAAAAAGUUUCUUUGACAGUGCACUUUGGAUUUUAUUUCUCAGUAACUUAUUUUUAUUUCCUAAGGAACAUUUUUCACAGCUGUCAUGCUUUACAGACAAUAACAUUCUCAAAUCAUCUCGUCUCCUUUAAUAAUGUCACAGUAGGAGGUAUUCACAUGGUUAUAAUUAAGAGAUGUUUGCUCUUUGUGCAUAUCAUUCAAUAAUAGCGAUAUUUCACAUGCUGGAUUGAUGCUAUAAAAAAAAAUGAAGACUUAAUUUCCUUAAUAACAAGCCAAGCAAAAAUGCCGAGGACACUAUUUUCUCUGAUUAAAUGUGGAUUGGGCCGUUUUGGCCAGGUUCCUACACACCGCUUCAAUUUGUUGUUUGUUUUUUUCUCUUUAAAUGUUUCUUUUGACUUUUGCUAAGAUUCUGUAUGCCAUAAUUUGGUUCAUGAAGAGUGCCAUUACAGAAAUACUUCUUUUUGUUUACACAGUUAUAAUAAACUGCACUGUUAUGGCUUGAUUAUACGUCACUGUGAUGCUGUUUGUUACAAUUUUUUGUUGUAACCAAGACUUUAAUACAUACCAUGAACAACUGAAAAAUAAAUAUUUUUGCAUAUGAACUACUCAA
Molecule: messenger RNA, 2912 nt
Organism: Chiroxiphia lanceolata (lance-tailed manakin)
Lineage: Eukaryota; Metazoa; Chordata; Aves; Passeriformes; Pipridae
Gene: GLIPR2
Product: GLI pathogenesis related 2
Exons: 4
Coding region: 1091-1468 (125 amino acids)
Cellular component (GO): extracellular region
Source: RefSeq, a predicted model, not a curated record